AUGGCAGAUCAAGCACGAGACCGCAUUGAGGCCUUGGGCAAGCAGCUUGGCCUGCCUCCCAUCCAGCGCAAAGCUGGCCCCUCUAACGAACUUCGCCUCCAAGGUAAAGUCGCCAUCAUCACAGGCGCCAAUUCGCCCAUGGGUAUCGGCCGCGCCACUGCUCACCAGUAUGCCGAGAGUGGCGCCAGAGCCAUUUACAUUUGCGAUUUUGACGACACUCACCUAGAGAGCCACAAAAAGCAACUCAGCGCGGCUUACCCUUCUGUGGAUGUUCAUGUUCGCCAAUUCGAUGCUGGUGAUGAAGACAAGGUCAAGGCCGUCGUCGACGACGCUCUAGCCCAGUACAAGCGCUUGGACAUCUUCUUUGCCAACGCCGGCAUCAUUGGCAAGUAUGGCAUGUUUACCGACUACACAGAGCAGGACUACAUGGAGGUCAUGAGAACAAACUCUUGGAGUGUCGUGGCCGCUGCAAAGCAUGCCGCCCCGGCCAUGCAAAAGACAUCAGCAGAGAAGCCCGAGUCGAAUGGCAGCAUUAUUGCUACGGCUUCCGUCGCAGGUAUCCGAUCCAACGCGGGCACCACUCCCUACGCGGCCUCCAAGGCGGCCGUCAUCAACGCUGCCCAGACAAUCGCCUACCAGCUGACCGGCACCAACAUCCGUAUCAAUGCCAUCUGCCCGGGCAUUAUUGAAACCGGUAUGACCGCGCCUGUAUAUGAGUCGGCCCGUGCCCGCGGAACCGAGAAGAAGAUUGGACAGAUCAACCCGCUGAGGCGCGGGGCUCAUGCCGACGAGGUAGCGCGUGUUGCUCUCUUUUUGGGAAGCGACGAAUCCAGUUACGUAAAUGGCCAGGCCUGGGCUGUUGACGGCGGGCUGAGUGCCGGCCACCCAUUUGUCCUUGGAAAGAUGGCUUAG
Molecule: messenger RNA, 912 nt
Organism: Cordyceps militaris CM01
Lineage: Eukaryota; Fungi; Ascomycota; Sordariomycetes; Hypocreales; Cordycipitaceae
Product: 3-oxoacyl-(acyl-carrier-protein) reductase
Exons: 3
Coding region: 1-912 (303 amino acids)
Source: RefSeq, a predicted model, not a curated record